This is a messenger RNA of Pogona vitticeps (central bearded dragon), 938 nucleotides long. The record is from RefSeq and is a predicted model, not a curated record. Lineage: Eukaryota; Metazoa; Chordata; Lepidosauria; Squamata; Agamidae.
UUGCCCGCAGUUCUCUUGAGCAGAGUGUGCUUGACCAGGCCAGCUGCUGCUUGUGCUCUAGUCCACCACCACCUUCAGACGUGCAACAUCCACACGUCUCCCAGAAGUUCAGCUGGCUCCCAGGCUGCCUCUCUCCAUUGGACAGGAGAGCGAGCCGUCAGUGUCCUCCUGCUGGGGCUCCUGCCUGCAGCCUACCUGUAUCCUGGACCCAUCAUGGACUAUUCCUUGGCUGCAACUCUCACCCUCCAUGGUCACUGGGGCCUUGGACAAGUGGUAACUGACUACGUUCAUGGGGAGACCUCUAUUAAAGUGGCCAAUACUGGCCUGUACCUGCUGUCGGCAGUCACCUUUGCCGGCCUCUGCUACUUCAACUACCACGAUGUCGGCAUCUGCAAGGCUGUCGGAAUGCUUUGGAGCCUCUGAGACAUGACGUACGCUACAGGCAAAACGCAAUGAUUGUUCACUGCUGCCUUCGCUUUGUUGUAUUAUCACAAAGUCAUUGAGUGAGGAAUAAAGAACAGCAAAGGGUCCUGUGCAUGCAGCAGAACACUUGAAGGAAAAUAGGUAUCCAAAUGUAGGCCUUCAGUUGUCGCUAUUCAGUGAGAUCUAGGAUCUCUUGCCAAGAAGUGAACCAGACUUGAGAUAGGCUAGAAUCAGGGAAGAGUCCAGAGACGAAGCUCUGGGGUUAAGUAAAGGCAAACCUCUAAUGAUUGUAGUGGCAGCCAGUGAAGCUGGCUAGCCUCCUCCCCCUGUCAAGUGGCAGCUUGGUUUCAACGGGUGUAACGUAAUUAGUUUUAUUUCUCGUCUUAUGUCUUCUUGGUCCCAACGGUGCAAUUAGCGAAUGGUGCACAUGCAUCUUGUGCAACACCCAAACGGUUGCAGUACAAAAAGGGAAAAAUGUUUAAUGUAUGAACAAUAAAGAGUUUACAAUAUCCUCA